GAAUUAUUUCAUGCCUCGUCAACGUAUCGACUUCACACCUGUACACAGGAGUGAAUGUAAUAAACGUUCUAAUGGCAUCUUAUCUCACGAUCUUGAGUGUUCUCAUACCAAUCAGUCUGAGCAAAAAUAUUUAAUGAGAGGUAGAAGUCGUGAUCGUUACUGUUGGAAUUAUGAUUCAAGUAGUAGCAGUAGAAGUUCGUCAAGAGAUGACCUUGAUCAAAGUCAUUAUUCUUCAAUAUAUCAAAGUCAACGUUCUCACAGUAAAAACAGAAGGCGCGAAAGAUCUCCUGAUGACCAUAUUAAACCAAGAAGGCAUCACCUCUAUGAACGUCGAAGAAAUCACGAAUCUUACUCGCAUCACCCUGUUUGCACAACGCUUGAACCACCUUACGUACAAAACCUAAUGAAACAAAUUAACAAUUUAAGUCUCCAACUGGAAAUAAUGCAAACUAAAAUAUCAGGUGCACCGCCAAUUCAAACUUCUCCACCUCUUGCAUCUACCAAUGUACAGAAUGAAAAUGAAAAUCAACAAAAUGCAACUAUGCUACUACUUGAAGCUCCCUCUCAUUUAGAAACAUCACCAGAAAUUCAUGAAUCUUUAAUUCCGUCUCCUAAAAAUCUGGAACCCUUUCCAUCAUCUUUCAAUAAAACAAGAAAAAUGCCUUCCCAAAUAAACAAUGAAGUCGGGCAAGUCAAUCAAUCCACACAAUCGCCUCUUGAACCCAUGAAUUCCGUUUUUAAGCAAACUUUUCAUGAUGAAAUUGUUAAAAUUUUGGAUCAUUUACCAACUGAGCAACAAUUUGACGUUACUAAAAAUUUUACCCAACAAUUAAAUCAUGUAACUUAUGUUACUGUUCCUGCCGUUAAAGCUUUAAUUAGUCCUAGAUUAGUGUUCACUGAUAAUGAACUAAUCGCAAUAAUAAGACAACUCCAUAAAAGUCGUAGGGGAAAGUGGAAAAGUCGUGAGAAAUUAGAAUCACAUAGGGCACGUCGUCGUAUCAGUUCACGGACCAAACGAAAAAUAUUUAGUCGAAUUCGUGGAUUACAACAUAUGGUUCGUGUAGGUGAUUCAAUUCUUAAUGAAUGUCAACCACCUACACUCAAUUGGGAUGAAUAUCUUCGUGAUUUGGAACGCGCUGUAAAUGAUCCCGCAUUGCAAUCAUGUGAAGAAUCUGAUACUGAUGAAGCUUUGGCAAAUCAAGAAAGUGAUGAACGCCCAACGAUUAUUCGGAAUAACAAUAGAGUUAUAAAGGUUUAUGAUAAACCAUGGAGAUCUACCAGA
Messenger RNA from Racocetra persica, 1282 nucleotides. Lineage: Eukaryota; Fungi; Glomeromycota; Glomeromycetes; Diversisporales; Gigasporaceae. The record is from the annotation of a GenBank genome assembly.